AUGUCGGACUCAGGCUCCACGGGACCGAAUUUCACCUUUAUAAGUGACAAAGGCACCAAGUUUCAAGCACCGAAAGGGGCACUGUCGAUAUACUCCCCAGUCUUCGAAAAGAUGGUCACAUCCCCAAGCUGGAUGGAAUUUCACGACGGGUAUGUGAGAAUCCCAGCUGUGGAAGACUCUUCUAUCCAAGGAAUGGUCGACUUUAUAUGCCAAACUGGUCUCGUGUGGUGGAGCAAGGAUGUCAAAGAUAGGGCCACUUAUGUCGUCGAACUUCUCAGCCUUGCCCAACGGUUCACGAUAAAUGGCCUAGAAGAAAACGUGCGGGCGAAGUUUCAAACGUGGGUUUACCCAGAAGACGCUGGCAGCGACGAUGGCCUGAAACGUGUGCGCGAUGCGGUCGAUGCUGUCUGUCAGAUUCGAGCUCGGGUGCAAGAUGAGCUGUGGGAGGCGAUGGUCGAGAAGUGGACCGAGGUGUUGAAUGCCGAGCAUCCCAGUGGACUUGACGAGAUUGUGAAAUCGCAUCCAGAGUUCGCUCAAGCAGUGCGGCAGGAAGCUGCUCGGAGAGGCUUUCAGAACUUGAAGUUGCCUUCGCGCUGA
This is a messenger RNA of Zasmidium cellare ATCC 36951, 597 nucleotides long. RefSeq lists its product as uncharacterized. The transcript has 2 exons. The coding region runs from base 1 to 597 and encodes 198 amino acids. Lineage: Eukaryota; Fungi; Ascomycota; Dothideomycetes; Mycosphaerellales; Mycosphaerellaceae. The record is from RefSeq and is a predicted model, not a curated record. Gene Ontology annotation, molecular function: protein binding.